Molecule: messenger RNA, 3341 nt
Organism: Ixodes scapularis (black-legged tick)
Lineage: Eukaryota; Metazoa; Arthropoda; Arachnida; Ixodida; Ixodidae
Product: prostatic acid phosphatase
Exons: 10
Coding region: 279-1571 (430 amino acids)
Biological process (GO): dephosphorylation
Molecular function (GO): phosphatase activity
Source: RefSeq, a predicted model, not a curated record
AGAGAAAAAACUGUCCUUUCCAGCGUCCAAUGGUACAAUGUCCAGCAGCGCAAAAGAAAUUUCGAUGAGCCGCCGAAAAUCUCGAGAGAAUUUGCAUCGCUAAACUCGCGUUCCCGCGCAGCAAUCAUAUCUGUUCGCGCCCUCUGAGAGCAACGAUAAGUAGUCAAGCCAGGCUGUCAUGUGUUCACUUCGACGAUAAGCUCGCAUCAACUUCACCGCUCCACUCGACUCUGAAAAGAUCGCGUCCGCGACAUUAUUGCCCCUAAAAGAGCUCGACAAUGAGGGGCUAUCACGCAUUCACGCUCUUCAGCACAUUAAUGUUCUUUGAUCUCUACACUUCGCAAGUGGCGUCCCAAAGUUCCGGCAACAGUUCGCUGGUACUGCUCCAAAUCGUGUACAGGCACGGCGACAGGACGCCGAUAGCGACGUUCAAGAAAGACCCGCAUCAAAUACCGACGUGGAAAGAAGGCCCCGGUCAGCUGACGAAGCGAGGAUGCAUGCAGCAUUACAAACUUGGGACCUACCUGCGCCAGCGGUAUGCAGACUACAUUACUGGAAAUCCACACGAGCUGAUGGUGUGGAGUUCGGCCAAGGACCGCUGCCUGAUGAGCGCCUCGUGCCACCUGGCGGGCCUGUAUGUACCUCCUCUGGAUUGGGUCUGGGACAAGGACUUCCUCUGGCAGCCUGUCCCAAUCCAAACGAGGCCCGUUUACAACGACGGGAUGCUCGUGCCCGGAGAUUGCAUCUGUCCCGAAGCAUCGGCUGAGUACGAGCGCUUCAAGAAUUCACCAAGGGCACAGGAAUUCUUGAGGAACCACCAUUCGCUGUACGUGAACCUGUCGGAGCUGACUGGAGAAAUCGUUGACGGUUGGGACAAAGCGGCCCAGAUCUACGAUGCUCUCUUAAUUGAAAAAAUCCACAACUACAGUGUACCAAAUUGGACUGAAAGCUACUGGUCGCGCUUGAAGGAGCAGAGUGACAAGAGCUUUGUUUUCUACUCAGCGACUCCACUUCUAAAGCGGCUGCGUGCAGGUCUCAUACUUGCCAACAUAACCAACUACAUGAAGCAAGCUGCGGUGGUUAAUUCCUCAAAUGACAGUGGUGAAAAACUCAAGAAGCUCUACAUGUAUUCCACACACGACACACUAGUGUCAUCACUGUUGGAUGCCCUCAACAUCUUCGAUGGCAAGGCCCCGCCGUACGGUUCGACACUGCUCCUCGAGCUCCACAGGGAUGGUGCGGGGGGCCACUUCGUUGAGGGCUACACGCUCAACGCCCUGGACAUGGAGCCCAAGAGGGUCUCCUUCCCGGGAUGCUCGGCCCAGCCUUGCCCCCUGGAUGAGUUUCUCCGGUUGGCCAGCGUCAACAUUCCACGGGACUGGCGCAAGGAGUGCGGCCUUGUGCCCUUCAUCUCCCUCUCCGAUGGCGCCCUUGCGCUCAUCAUCGGCCAGAGCGCUCUAUUGGCCAUCCUGGCCUUCGGAUGCACUGCCUACUGCCUGAUGCAGAGGCGCAAGGUUUCCAAGGGAUCGGUCAUUUACUCUCCCCUUCCCACAGAGUUUUCAGCACGCUGAAACAUUCCCGAGACUUUUGCUGACCGGAUUAUUGAAAGCGCGUGAGACACCCCGUUUGUGUUAAAGCGAAACAGGAAGAUUGCUUGUGCAUGGUCGUGGGAUGCACGUGCCAGUGUUUUCCAGGGGUCUAGGAGACAUCUUUAUCUAGUCUUUCUACAUAUUUUAAGAAAGCUUUUGUUUCUGUUCGAUGCUGUUGGGACUUCGUGAUUACUUUUUGCUUUUUCUCAAUAUAUUGGUUUGUCUUUCUGUACUUAGUAAUAAUAGCUGGAAGGAACAUAAUCGACAAAAUGGAAAGUUAUUGAGGCGUAGGAAGGGAGGAAAGUCAAACAAGGGGCUCACCGAGUACUCUUGAUAGUUGAAGCUGGCAGUCGUUCGAGAGAUUUGGCCCACUAAAUGUGAUCUAAUGUAAAAUAUAUUGUUCCAGUUCUGACUUUUCGGUUUCAAAUGUACAUUUUAUGCAGAUAAUAUUUACAUAUUGUGCUUUCCUGGAGGAUGUUGAGUACCUCUAUUAAUUUUAGCCUAAACAUUGCCUCCGAAAUGACGAUACCAGGGGAAAAGCGUGUGUCCGUCUCUUGUGUGUGCACGACGUCAUUUGAUUGAAAUAGAACGACUGGCAGCAGUGGGGGCUAGGAUUUUCUUGCACGCCUUUUAAGAGCCAUUCGCUACAAUAUCUCCCAACAUUUUCAUUUGACAGUUGUGUCACCGACUCGUCAGCUGAGCUGCGAGCUCGCACCAUGAAUGGUGGCAGCCCAGUAUCGGUGCUAAUGUGUCAAAUAUGUCAAGUAUGUGGACUGCCGCACAUACCUGACAGAGGGAGAUGUGACUUAGCCCCCAACUGCUUGAAGCUCAAUUUAUGUUUUACCAAAUACUGUGCUUCGUGCAUGCAGCACCAAUACUUUGCAACAGAAGCAUUAUGUUUCAGAGACAUGCUAAAGAGGCUUUAUAUCUUUGCAUUGUGUUCUCUAGAGCUAUUGCCGCAUCAAGCAACAUACAACUUGUAGACAUUAUGUAAUGGAUAUCUUGUCAGCUUUCCUUUCUGGCCAAUCGCCUGGUGUUUACUUUGAAGGAUAAGCAGGCAGGUUUGUUGAGGGUUAAUAAGCCAAGCAUGUUAUUUACUGCGAUGACCAUAAGCAGGGGCACGAGUGGUUGACUAUACUAGGAAAUGCACUUGAACCAACACGAACGGCAGAUGCCAGGAAAUUACUGAGAGGGCUACAUGGAUGCGUACAUCUAUGUUGCCGAAGUUAUUUAGCUGCGAGUAUUACAGAAGUUGUAUCGACGUGACAAUGCAGGCUUCGGAAACGACUUAGAAAUUGCAAUACUAUUCUGCUCAGCGAUGAAGUGGAGACAUUUUUCUUGUCCUUUGCUGUUAGAUUUACUCAAUUUACUUUUUUAGUCUGCACUACCUGAUCUCGACGUCUUUACUGACUGAAUCUAGCGCAAAGCACUGUUGAGAGUUUAGCACUGCUGAGAAUAUAACUGUUGAGAUUGUUCAUGCAAGUCAAUAAUUACUAGCUUUCGAGAGGUAAAAGGGCCUCAACUGCACAAUCUGUACCAUAUUGGAUAGAAUUUACUUCUGCCAGAUUGGGAUUGGGGCAGUUGACACCAGAGUGGGGCACCUGCCCUAGUAUUUUUUACUUGACGAAGAGCCUAUUUACAGAAAACCAAACAGACCUGAAAGUUCAGUAUUUCAUUGUCCGCAUCGGGUCAAAAAGGAGAACACUUUGUACAGAUGCACGACUCCAAUAAAAGGAUACUGGGAUUACGAAA